Messenger RNA from Truncatella angustata, 483 nucleotides. RefSeq lists its product as uncharacterized. The transcript has a single exon. Lineage: Eukaryota; Fungi; Ascomycota; Sordariomycetes; Amphisphaeriales; Sporocadaceae. The record is from RefSeq and is a predicted model, not a curated record. The coding region runs from base 1 to 483 and encodes 160 amino acids.
AUGGCCUCAAACAGUCAGGAGCCAGCCACUGAGCUUGAGUCCAGACUUGUGCAAUUAUCUUCCCUACUACAGGAAGAGAUCGCCAAGUCAAGCCACCUCUCUCUUGAGUUCGAGAAGAUGAAGAUCAAGCUUCAACUACAAGAAAAAGAGCAAAAGGCUCUACAGGAGAAAGCUACUGAUGCCCGGGCAGCUGGCUGGGAGCUGGAGCGCGUUAAGGACCGCUUCGCCGAAGCCUCCGACACUGUCGAUUUUCUGGUUGCCAGAAACGAAACUCUGACGGACGAAAGUAUUCUUCUCAAGUAUGAAAUCAGGGGUCUCAAGAAGAAACUUCGCCAGUCCGAUGAGAAGGGUGAAAUGCUGGAGGAGAGAAUGGAGACGAUGAAGGAAGGUCUGGAAGCUAUGAUCAACAAAUACGAGGGCAAGGCCGCCGAGCCUGAUAAGGAUAUGAUUACUAGCAUGAGAGAAUGGUCGAGUGGAUUUUGA